Molecule: messenger RNA, 1121 nt
Organism: Sphaeroforma arctica JP610
Lineage: Eukaryota; Ichthyosporea; Ichthyophonida
Exons: 5
Coding region: 124-798 (224 amino acids)
Biological process (GO): glutathione metabolic process
Molecular function (GO): glutathione transferase activity
Source: RefSeq, a predicted model, not a curated record
GGCCUGUGUGUGAAAUAUUUUCCCUUUAGAAAAGCUGUCAUGAUAUAAAAGGCAACAUAUUGAGGAAGAUAUCCACACUCACUUUCUAAACGUUGUUCGAAUCAACACACUAUUUAAUUCACCAUGGCUGCCGGUAGACUUACAUUGUACUAUCUCCCUAUCCGAGCAAAGGCUGAGGCUAUAAAGUAUAUCCUCAAGUACGGUAACGUCGACUUUGACGAUGUCACCAUACCCUGGAGCGAUUGGGGAGCGGAGAAAGAGAAACAGGAGAUCUGCAAGUUAGGCCAGUUGCCGUCGAUCAAAACUAAAGACGGAAAUCUGUACAUCCAGAGCAAUGCAAUCAUCAGAUAUGUUGCGUCGUUAGCAAACAUCACACCUACCACGCCCGAGGGUAUCCUUAAGGCGGAUGAAGUGUUGGAUGUCGCUGACGAAAUGCAUGGCUGCAACUUCCUAUGUAAUGGUCAUGAGGAAGGAUCAGAAGCCUUCAACACUGCUAAGGAGACGUAUUUUACCAAAAUGCCAAACUGGUUGUCUGCUUCCGAGCGUAUUCUAGGGGAUGGGUCGUACUUCAAUGGAGAAACGCCGAGCUACGGAGACUUCGCAAUACUGCAUCCCUUGAUGUUAGCACAGUAUUUAGAUUCUUCUCUGCUAAAAGAAUACGCAAAACUGGAUGCGUGGUAUGCGAAAAUGUGCUCUAUCGAAAGCGUCAAGCAACACAAAGCGGAAUGUGAAACAAAGACGUAUGGCUUGCCGGAUAAGAAUUGUCUUUUUAAAAACUUACCUGGGAACAAUAAGUAGAAUUGGAAAUUCAGAGGCUCUGAGGGUUAGAAUGGUAGAGUUUUCAAUCCGAUAUGUAUCCAUGUAUCUUUUCUAUAAAAUACAUAUUGGUGUGCUCAAUCGGUACAAGCUAUUGUAAAUGAAAAUUCCACAUAAACAGUCCGACAGAAAUUCGUGCUAUUCUGCGAUGAACAUAAUUGAAUGCAUGAUUUGAAUACUAAUAUAGAUACAGCUUGUUAUAAACAAAUCUCUUGCAAUUAAGAGGGGAACGUUGCGUCCGGCGUUAAAACAUCCUCAAAUAUAUUUGCUAUAAAACGCAUUUUGUAGGAAAUUAAGUAUUUUCG